This is a messenger RNA of Aspergillus japonicus CBS 114.51, 541 nucleotides long. RefSeq lists its product as uncharacterized. The transcript is spliced from 2 exons. The record is from RefSeq and is a predicted model, not a curated record. Bases 139 to 417 code for a protein of 92 amino acids. NCBI's taxonomy places the organism in Eukaryota, Fungi, Ascomycota, Eurotiomycetes, Eurotiales, Aspergillaceae.
GGCGCAGGGCCCCUGGAGUUCUAACGUGACUGCUAUGAAGUCGAACUUUCCAGUUUCUGUAUCACUAUAUCUACCUGAUUUUCUCACGCUCUUCGUUGGCCACUUCUGUUUUCGGCAUAUUCGACUCGGUUCCUAAUCAUGUCCUCGUCCUUUCCACCAUCACCUCGAUCAUGGACUGACACCGGCUACCUUUCUUCUUCUUGGAUCGACUCUUCACUUGAAGCAUACACCUUUUUAAUCUCCCGACACGACCUCAGGUCCAUGAUCUGUUUCAUUAAAAGCCAUCUGUUUCUUUUACUCGGGUGUUUCAUUUUGGCUACUCUAGAAUCGGCGUUUCUUAUAGACGGACUGGGUUAUUGUGCUUUGACUUUUCCUUUUGUGCAGUGGGAUACAUGGAUUGAUACCAAGACAGACUAGAACCUCCGACCUCGCGGUCACUUACCCUUAUUGUUAUUUCGUCUACUUUUACAGAAUACAUUUCCUCAGUGGAUUUCGUCUCUUCUUGUUGCAGUGUGCGGGGUUUUUUUCUUGAUGAUUUGCG